This is a messenger RNA of Saccharomycopsis crataegensis, 1338 nucleotides long. It is a transcript of the gene PRP45, whose product is annotated as mRNA splicing protein PRP45. The record is from RefSeq and is a predicted model, not a curated record. Bases 1 to 1338 code for a protein of 445 amino acids. Gene Ontology annotation, biological process: mRNA splicing, via spliceosome. Gene Ontology annotation, cellular component: spliceosomal complex. The transcript has a single exon. NCBI's taxonomy places the organism in Eukaryota, Fungi, Ascomycota, Saccharomycetes, Ascoideales, Saccharomycopsidaceae.
AUGAAUAAUAAUCAGCAGGUAAUAAGAGCAUUAAAAAACGAAGAGUACGCUCAACACGAGCGAAAUUUCUUCCAAGUUUCCUCAAAGAACAAAAAACUCUUGGAUCUCAGCCUACCGACCCAACGAGAGAUCGACGAAUGUUAUCAACGAACCAAAGCCGCGCUUCAACAGAUUGUCGAUGGGAAGAUGAUCGAUAAGAGCAAUACUGGGCAGAUUUCCAAUAGCAAAGGUGAUAAAGAUCUCUUUGUGAAGUAUACCCCCACCAGUAUGAAUGGCAGCAAGCAAUCACGAAUGAUCAAGAUUGUCGAACAACAAGUGGAUCCGAUGCUACCGCCAAAAUUCAAGAAUAAUCAGAAGACCCCCAGUUUACCAGAUACGUUGUUAUCGAACACUGCGGUGUUGAAGGAUACGUCAGUUAAGCCGGGAGUGACUGCCGAGGAACAGAAAUCAUGGUACAUUCCUCCGGCAAUUUCCAAUUGGAAGAAUCCCAAAGGGUUUACCAUUGCCAUUGAUAAACGAUUGGCAGCAUUCGAUAAUAAACUGAAACGCGACGGGGCAGCGAUUGGCGAUAACUUUGUCAAAUUGGCAACGUCGCUUCGAAAAGCCGAUGAGAAUGCUCGAGAGGAAAUCAAGGCGCGUAAUAAGUUGAGGUUAAAAGUGGCGGAACAAAAGAAAUUAGAAAACGAAGAAAAGUUACGGAAUUUAGCAUUAAAGGCUCGACAAAACCGAUACAACAACAAUAACAAUAGUGGCAGUAAUGAUGGGAAUCAUUCGCAGGCUGAUGAUAAUCGUCGUAGACGAGAGCUCGAUCGUAAAGAACGGUUGAUGAAAUAUGAACGACAAUUGAAACAAUCGAAGAACAAUAAUGGACUCAUCAGUGCUCCAGUGGCUAGCGAUACUUUUUCCUCUGCUCCGGGCCUCAAUGACAAUAAUAGCAAUGUUGACACGUUAAUUGAUGCUCGAUUAUUCACCGCCACUAACCGAUUCACCAAUUCUUCAGAAAAUCAGGUUUACGAUACCCCAUUGUUCAGUCGUCACGAGGCGAUCCAGAACAUCUAUACCGUCAACAAUAGCAAGCUUGAUAAACUGAUUGAUGGGACUGAGGAAGUAGAAAAUAUUGGGAAAACCAAUCGUUUCAAAGUGUUGAGUGGUGGGGUGGAUAAGAGUCAAAUACAGGAUCGUGAAGGGGCAGUCAGAUUUACAAAGGCCGCUUCAAGUGCUAAAGAUGAUAAAGCCACAGGAAAAUUUGGGUUAGAUCAUGGUAAUGAUGGUAUAGAUGAAGGUCCAGCGCGGAAGAAAUCAAGAUGGGAAGAAGAAGAUGACGAAGACGAAGAUUGA